CAGCCAGCAUUGUUCACCAUGAACCACAUCCUCUAUGAGGGGUAUUCACCUGUCAAGCUGAUCAUCAAAAUACCCACCAGCGGCCCCAUCAACGAGGCACACCUGAAGGACGUCAUGUACGUCCUCGGAGACAGGAAAGUGGUUUGGGUGGAUCUUCACCUCGGAAAAGAUUGGAGUCUGAUUGCUGAUCAGAAGAUCAUCAGAGUCACCACAGCUACCAGAAGUUCCUUUGAUAUGUCCAAUCUAAAUAGAGUUCUGACUUUCUUGAUGGCUCACGGGGAUCCUAAUAAAAGGUUAAAACUCUACUUCAAGUAUGAAUCACUGCAGCAUGAAAGCACUGAUGCUGGUGAUGAAGCAGACAGGGGGAGCAGCAGCAGCCAAAGCAUGGUGGCAAGAGGUUCACCUAAGUCUGCCACAACCCUUCAGGAGUUGAUCUCGAGUCUCUCCAUGAAAAUCAGUGCCCUGUAUAUUCAUGUCAUGCCAGAAGUUGAUCCCUCAACCUUACAGCCAUUCACACUGUCCAAAGUUUCAUCCUUAGUGCUGUCCAGUCUCCAGGAUGGCUCGGUAUCAUGGGCAGUUCGGGUCAUGGAAGCACUCAACCUUAAAACCUGCUGCAGGUACCUAUUUCUGCCACAGGUGAAUCUGAGUGAGGCUGGAUACGUGGAGCUGUUAAGAUCUAUCCAAGUGAAGUGGCAUAUUGUGGCCCCAGCCUGCUGGCCCCAACGCAUAAGAUCAGCCAACCUGCAGAAUAUUACGUUAGAGAGAUUGAAGUGUGACUUAAUCCUGUUAAGCCAUGAGGAGAUGCUGGAAGCCAUGCAGAAAAUGAAAUGGUGAAGAAGAAAAUUCACGAUUUGCUCAGCCAUUGUCCAGGGAUCCUCGGUAUCGAUGUAGGGAGAGUUACCAUCAACGGCCAGUUGCUCUGCCUCGGAGGACAUUUGUGGUUUUGCUUUGUGUACACGGAAUGAUGUACAAGAGAGACAAUGUAUCCUUUUUUUCCUUCUUCUUAGAACCACAUCCAUGGUUUAAUUGUGUUUGUAAUACAGGUUUUUCAUCUUGUGGUAAUUCCUUAAACCAAAAGUAUUGAUAUCUCACUUCCAUUGUGAAUAAAUUUCCUGUUAUUUUAACUGAGACUGGGAUAUUCAUGUAUGACAUAUAUUAAUAAUCCCUUUGUGUAUAUCCUGGCCUUCUCAGCAGGGUAUUUCAUGCUUGUCAGUUUUUUUAGUAUUAUUCAUGAUUUGAUUUUUCAAGAGCACUUGCCUAGGGAAUAACAUGAUUUUAAGAAGCAGAGAUUUGUCAUUGUCUUUGAUGCACAGCAGUGACAGAGGGCGUGAAACAACUUUGCCUCUCAAAUUCAGCACUAACUUUUUCAGUAUUACAUUUUUUAUUGCUGGCAGUAACCACUUACUUGUGUGGUUUUUUGAAAAACUCUUUUAACGUUCUGAAUGCGGGUAAGUUUUUUCAGCUAUGAGAUGAGUAAAGCCCUCUUGAGAACUAGAAGGAUAAUGCAGUAGGAUUGUACUGCACUGUGAUAUACAGGUGCUGGUUAUCAUGUCAUAUGUGUAAUGACAUGCAUACAUACAU
Molecule: messenger RNA, 1581 nt
Organism: Penaeus monodon (black tiger shrimp)
Lineage: Eukaryota; Metazoa; Arthropoda; Malacostraca; Decapoda; Penaeidae
Exons: 5
Coding region: 19-834 (271 amino acids)
Source: RefSeq, a predicted model, not a curated record